Molecule: messenger RNA, 1359 nt
Organism: Aspergillus piperis CBS 112811
Lineage: Eukaryota; Fungi; Ascomycota; Eurotiomycetes; Eurotiales; Aspergillaceae
Product: CCCH zinc finger protein
Exons: 4
Coding region: 1-1359 (452 amino acids)
Source: RefSeq, a predicted model, not a curated record
AUGACAGCCCCGGAAUAUCUCGAGCGAUAUAAACAGCUGGCAUCUAUAGAACAAGAUAAGAAUAUCCUAAUCGAGGAACUUUUGCAGCGUGUGACAGAGCUGGAGGCUGCCUUCCAGCAAGAGAAACUCGAUCAUGAACGUGAAACGCGGUUUAAUCGUGAUAUCCAGCUUCAUGAAAUGGAGUUAAUGCAGCAUAUCGCGAGGAUCAAGGCCAUUAUGGACCGCGAGCCCUUUAUAGUCGUGCUACUAGAUGGAACUGGCAUCAUCUUCAAGGACGAGUUCCUACAAAGGGGAGAAGAAGGUGGCAAAGUUGCAGCCAAUAAGCUUGCUGUCGCCCUGAAAGACUAUGUUGCCAGCAAUUUCCCGGGCCUUGAUAAUCCAAAAAUAAUCACGAGGAUGUACGUUAACUUGAAAUGUCUGAGUGAGAUGUGUGUCCGAGGCGUCAUUAGCACCGACCCAUCAUCGAUCGAGGGCUUUGCUAAGGGCUUCAACAAUGGCCAUCCACUGUUCGACCUUGUGGAAACUGGACUAGACAACGCACAUGACAAGAUCGCAGGUACGCAACAAGACUUCCUUGUCCAAGAUACUUGCAUUGGAUGCGCCGACACCAACGCAUAUGCCCAGAUCUUGGUGGACAUAAUGGAAGACAUUGACCUAGUAGGAAGAGUAACCUUGAUCGAGGGCAUCACCUUUGAAAAAGAUCUGGCCAAAAUCAAGGCCGCAUACAGAGUCUCUCAGUUCCCAGAAAUCCUUCGAAAUACAAAAAUAACACCUGUCUGGGCCCCGUGGAAAGCCGCAGUAGCGUCCAAACCUCCUCCAGCUCUUACUCCAUCGCCGAAACCAGGCGCAGUGCCACUGUCACGAACCUCGACCAGCACGUCAACGAACGCUAGUACGUCGAUGUCUUCCACUUCUGCCAGGCCAUCAACUCCUGGGGAUUUCCAAGUGGUGCAAUCGAAAUCAGUUACGCCCGCACGACCCAAGAUCGUUGAACGAAACAAGUACGGUCAACGUGUAGACCGGGUUGACUUUAAAAGCAUCCCGCGAGAAGAGAUGAAUCGCCUGAAGAAACUAAAAUUAUGCAACCUUCAUUACCUCCUAGGAGAAUGCACAAUUGACAACUGUCAGCAUGACCACUCGCGCAGGUUGACCAAAAGUGAACUUUCAGUUUUAACCGCCAUCGCCCGCAUGACACCCUGCCGAUAUGGACUAGAUUGCGAUGACCCGGAAUGUACAUAUGGGCAUCGGUGCCCUCACGCAGAGCCCGGGAAAAAAGAUUGUUACUGGGGUUCGAAUUGUCGAUUUGAUCCUGCCGCGCACGGCAUCGACACCAAUAUCGUUAAGUUAACCAAGGUCUAA